AUGAAAUCGAAUUUUUCUGAUGAAAAUAAAGUUAUUAUUGUACUUAUUUCUCUCCCUAAUUCAUAUGAUUAUCUUAUUAUAAACUUAUUGUAUGACAGUGCAAUACUCGUUCUUGAAUAUGUUAUUGACUCAUUGAUGGAGUAUUGUCAUCAAAAGAAAAUUUUUGGUGAGGCUCAUGGUGAAGGUUUAUAUGUGAAGGAUGAAAGAGAACAUGGAAGGUGGAAGGAGAAAGGAUCUUUAGAAGAUAAGAAGAGUUAG
This is a messenger RNA of Spirodela intermedia, 258 nucleotides long. The record is from the annotation of a GenBank genome assembly. Lineage: Eukaryota; Viridiplantae; Streptophyta; Magnoliopsida; Alismatales; Araceae.